AUCAAGAGAUGAAAGGAAUAACGUAUUUCAUUCACAAUUAAACCAAAAUUCUGUAUUCCAGGUGAGGCUUGUAAAAGUUCAGAGAUAAGUUAGGGAGUAUAGGAUCUUAUAUUGAAUUAGACAAUUGUCCCAUCUAGCUCAGUAUUGUCCGCACUGACUGGCAGCGUCUCUCCAGGAUUACAGGCAGGUAGUCUUUCCCAGCCCUACCUGGAGAUUCAAAGUGGGACGUUGUGUGUACAAAGCAGCUGCUCUACCACUGAGCUACAGCCUGUCUUCUGAAAGGGUCUCCCCUUUAGCUUGUUUUUAAUUAAGAAUAAGAUGGUAAUGAGGAUGAUGCUGGUUCCUGGGGCCCUUUGGAGCUGCUAUCAGAGAUCUGUCAACCAUCCAGACACCCAUCUUCAAACAUCUUUCCUGCUCUGCAAGCCUUCGGCCUGGGCAUAGUGAUCCCUGUAUGGCUUCGCUCAUAGAAUAAGUGGACCUGCUCCUUCUGAACGUGGCCUCAGAAGGCAGAAAACUAUUCCCAGAAGCAGAGAAGGGAUGAGGACCCCGUGAAAGGCCAAGAGAUCAAAGAUGGAACAGCAAGACCCAUCUACCCCUGAAGCAGGACUUGGCCCUGAUGCCAUCAAGACUGAGACCCAUGCGGAGGAAUGCCUAGGGGAAAAUGUGCAGAAGAUCUUGGGGAAGAAUCCCCUCAGCUCAGAUGUGCAGCGCCAGCAGUUCCGGUGUUUCCGCUACCAGGCAGCUGAGGGGCCCCGAGAGGCUUGCAGCCAACUCCACCUUCUUUGCCGUGAAUGGUUGAAGCCAGAGCGACACUCAAAGAACCAGAUCGUGGACAAGGUGAUCCUGGAGCAGUUCCUAGCUGUCCUGCCCCCAGAGAUGGAGAGCUGGGUGAGGGAAUGUGGGGCCGAGACCAGUUCCCAGGCAGUGGCCCUGGCAGAAGGUCUCCUGCUGAACGUGGCAGAGGACGAGAAGCAGGCAGAGCGGCAGGAAAAGGGUCUCUGUGGAGAAACAGGAAUGGAUUUCCCUGAGGCAGAGAGGACUCCAUUGGACCCCAGGCAGAGGCCGCUGGGGGAUGGAAUCAUGUCGGCAAGACCUGCUAAAUCAUCUCCCCUUUCUGGUGGAGGAGAAGCUGUUGCUGUCGCCCCAGAUCAGGAUCCAGUGUCUUUGGAGGAUGUGGCUGUGCAGUUCACGGGAGAGGAGUGGGCUUUGCUGAAUCCUGACCAGAGAGCUCUGCAUAGCGAAGUCAUGGAGGGGAUUUGUGGGACUCUGUCCUGUCUCGAAGGUGAUGAAUGGAAAGCCAAGAGGAAGGGAGAACUAUGUGGGAAAGAGAGAUGGAAAAGAGACAGAUCUGAAAAGAGGGAAGAGCAGAGAAGGAAACCUGAAGCAGAAGAGAAAAGGAGGAAUAAAUCUUGCGCUUCUCAGGGUAGUGGCUACCAUAAAACUGCCAUCCGAGAAAAAUCAGAUCAAAGAAGGAAAAGAAAUAAAUAUUUUCAUUGUUCGAAAAGUCUGAAUUCUAAAAGAAAGUGUAAAAAAGCCCACUACAAAAACCAGAAAAGGGAGAAAGCAUAUCAAUGUUUGGAAUGUGAAAGGAGGUUUAGCUGCAAGGCAAGUCUCAUUUUGCAUCAAAGAAUGCACACCGGUGAGAAACCAUAUAAGUGCUUAGAAUGUGGAAAGAGCUUCAGUUGGAAAAACAAACUCGCUGCCCACCAAAGAAUUCACACCAGGGAGAAUGCAUAUAAGUGCUUAGAAUGUGGAAAGAGCUUCCGUCAGAAGACACAUCUGUCUUUUCAUCAAAGUAUUCACACUGGGGAGAAACCGUAUAAGUGCUCAGAAUGUGGAAAGAGCUUCCGUCAGAAGACACAUCUGACUUGCCAUCAAAGAAUUCACACUGGGGAGAAACCAUAUAAGUGCUUAGAAUGUGGAAAGAGCUUCAAUAGGAAAAACCAACUCACUGCCCAUCAAAGAAUUCACACUGGAGAGAAACCAUAUAAGUGCUUAGAAUGUGGAAAGAGCUUCAGUAGGAAACAGCAACUCACUGCCCAUCAAAGUAUUCACACUGGGGAGAAACCACAUAGAUGUCUGGAAUGUGGAAAGUGCUUUACUAGAAAUUCCUCUCUCACUUUGCAUCAAAGAAUUCACACUGGGGAGAAACCAUAUAAGUGCUUAGAAUGUGGAAAGAGCUUCAGUAGGAAAAACCAACUCACUUCCCAUCAAAGUAUUCACACUGGGGAGAAACCAUAUAAGUGCUUAGAAUGUGGAAAGAGCUUCCAUCAGAAGAUACAUCUGACUUUUCAUCAAACUAUUCACACUGGGGAGAAACCGUAUAAAUGCUUGGAAUGUGGAAAGAGCUUCAUCUGCAAAGAGCAACUCACUCCCCAUCAAAGAAUUCAUACUGGAGAGAAAGCAUAUAAGUGCUUAGAAUGUGGAAAGAGCUUCAGUAGGAAACAGAAACUCACUGACCAUCAAAGUAUUCACACUGGGGAGAAGCCAUAUAAGUGCUUAGAAUGUGGAAAAAGCUUCCACCAGAAGAUAAAUCUGACUUCCCAUCAAAGAAUUCACACUGGGGAGAAACCACAUAGAUGCCUGGAAUGUGGAAAGUGCUUUACUAGAAAUUCCUCUCUCACUUUGCAUCAAAGAAUUCACACUGGGGAGAAACCAUAUAAGUGCUUAGAAUGUGGAAAGAGCUUCAGUAGGAAAAACCAACUCACUUCCCAUCAAAGUAUUCACACUGGGGAGAAACCGUAUAAAUGCUUGGAAUGUGGAAAGAGCUUCAGUUGCAAAGAGCAACUCACUCCCCAUCAAAGAAUUCACACCGGAGAGAAAGCAUAUAAGUGCUUAGAAUGUGGAAAGAGCUUCAGUAGGAAACAGAAACUCACUGACCAUCAAAGUAUUCACACUGGAGAGAAGCCAUAUAAGUGCUUAGAAUGUGGAAAAAGCUUCCACCAGAAGAUAAAUCUGACUUCCCAUCAAAGAACUCACACUGGGGAGAAACCAUAUAAGUGCUUAGAAUGUGGAAAGCGCUUCAGUUGGAAAAACAUACUUGCUGCCCACCAAAGAAUUCACACCGGGGAGAAACCAUAUAAGUGCUUAGAAUGUGGAAAGAGCUUCCGCAGGAAACAAGCACUCACUGCCCAUCAAAGAAUUCACACUGGGGAGAAACCAUAUAAGUGCUUAGAAUGUGGAAAGAGCUUCAGUAGGAAACAGCAACUCACUGCCCAUCAAAGUAUUCACACUGGGGAGAAACCAUAUAAGUGCUUAGAAUGUGGAAAGAGCUUCAGUUGGAAAAACAUACUUGCUGCCCACCAAAGAAUUCACACUGGGGAGAAACCAUAUAAGUGCUUAGAAUGUGGAAAGAGCUUCAGUAGGAAACAGCAACUCACUGCCCAUCAAAGUGUUCACACUGGGGAGAAGCCAUAUAAGUGCUUAGAAUGUGAAAAGAGCUUCAGUAGGAAACAGCAACUCACUGCCCAUCAAAGUAUUCACACUGGGGAGAAACCAUAUAAGUGCUUAGAAUGUGGAAAGAGCUUCCACCAGAAGAUAAAUCUGACUUCCCAUCAAAGAACUCACACUGGGGAGAAACCAUAUAAGUGCUUAGAAUGUGGAAAGAGCUUCAGUUGGAAACAGCAACUCACUGACCAUCAAAGUAUUCACACUAGGAAGAAACCAUAUAAGUGCUUAGAAUGUGGAAAGAGCUUCAGUAGGAAACAGAAACUCACUGACCAUCAAAGUAUUCACAUUGGGGAGAAACCAUAUAAGUGCUUAGAAUGUUGAAAGAAC
This is a messenger RNA of Rhineura floridana, 3777 nucleotides long. RefSeq names its product zinc finger protein 420-like. Gene Ontology annotation, biological process: regulation of DNA-templated transcription. Bases 571 to 3771 code for a protein of 1066 amino acids. The record is from RefSeq and is a predicted model, not a curated record. The transcript has 6 exons. NCBI's taxonomy places the organism in Eukaryota, Metazoa, Chordata, Lepidosauria, Squamata, Rhineuridae.